Messenger RNA from Nilaparvata lugens (brown planthopper), 733 nucleotides. Its product is annotated as protein ANTAGONIST OF LIKE HETEROCHROMATIN PROTEIN 1-like. Bases 1 to 540 code for a protein of 179 amino acids. The transcript is spliced from 3 exons. The record is from RefSeq and is a predicted model, not a curated record. NCBI's taxonomy places the organism in Eukaryota, Metazoa, Arthropoda, Insecta, Hemiptera, Delphacidae.
AUGUGGAAUGAUGAUAACAAAUUAAUAGCUUGCGCUGCAGCAUACUAUGUAGUCUGCACUGGAGAAUAUUUGAAAAGACGAAUGAGACGGAAAAAGCAUUGGUGGGUGGAUUCUUAUAAUAAAAGCCGAAAAAGGUACAAUGCUACUGACAUGCUGGUUGACUUAAAAAAAGAACCAUCUGGAAGAUUCCAUAACUUUUGUCGGAUGGAUGCUACUGAUUUUGAAAGUUUACUUAGUAGAAUUGCACAAACAUUAAUCAAAAAAGAUACAAACAUGCGGAAAAAUAUACCUGCUCAAGAGAGAUUGGCUGUAGCUUUAAGAUUUUUUGCCAGUGGAGACAGCUAUGGUAGUUUAUCAUUCUUAUUUAAGAUUUCAAAACAAACCAUAUCAAAAUGUGUUGACAAAGUGUGCAAGGCUUUAAUAGAAGAACUAAAAGAAGAAAUACAGUUGCCUAUGGAGGAGCAUCAGUGGCUAGAAAUCGCUCAACAGUUCGCUCAACAGAACUGCAAUGGAACUUUCCCAACUGCUUGGGGGCGAUAGACGGAAAACAUGUCGUUAUACAAAGCCCACCUAAUACAGGAUCUGAGUUUUUUAACUACAAAUCUCAUUUUAGUGUUGUGUUAUUGGGGUUAGUAGAUGCAGAUUACUGUUUUACGUAUGUAGACAUUGGAUGUCAAGGUCGAAUAAGUGAUGGUGGAGUUUACUACAAUUCAUCCUUAUACAGUAAAUUACA